This is a messenger RNA of Argentina anserina (silverweed cinquefoil), 1411 nucleotides long. Its product is annotated as NAC domain-containing protein 82-like. Gene Ontology annotation, biological process: regulation of DNA-templated transcription. Gene Ontology annotation, molecular function: DNA binding. The record is from RefSeq and is a predicted model, not a curated record. The transcript has 4 exons. Lineage: Eukaryota; Viridiplantae; Streptophyta; Magnoliopsida; Rosales; Rosaceae. The coding region runs from base 83 to 1237 and encodes 384 amino acids.
UGGGAGUUCUGUGCUUUUUGGGGGAGAGUGGUGUGUUUAGGAAGCGGGUUUGGGAGGGGUGGGUAGGUUUUGGAUUUUUGGGAUGGGGAAAUUGCCAUUUCCGCCUGGUUUUCGGUUUUCGCCUACUGAUGUUGAGCUUGUGAAGUACUAUUUGAAGAGGAAAGUAAUGGGGAAAAGUGUUCGGAUUAAAGUCAUUGCCGAGGUUGACAUUUACAAGUAUGCUCCUUGGGAUCUCCCAGAGAGAUCUUGUUGGCGAUAUGGUGACCUGAAAUGGUACUUCUUUUGUUCUAGAGGAAUGAAAUACGCAAGUGGGGCUAGAGUGAAUCGUGCCACUGAAGCUGGGUACUGGAAAAUGUCAGGAAAGGACAGACCUGUUAAUUACAAUGGUGAAGUGGUCGGGUGGAUCAAGACUUUGGUUUUUCACAGAGGUAAACCCCCACGAGGAGAACGGACCGAUUGGGUUUUGCAUGAGUAUAGGCUUGAUGAUAAGGGCCUUGCUGAUAUGGGUGUGCCUCAGGAAUCAUGUGUUUUAUGCGUAAUUUUCCAAAAGGAAGGUGCAGGGCCUAAAAAUGGUGCGCAAUAUGGUGCGCCUUUUAAAGAGGAAGAUUGGACUGAUGAUGAGGUUGAAAUCUGUUUAAACUCUGUCCCACAUGCAGAUAGGCCUGAGCCAGACUUUGUUCCGCCUAGGGGAUAUGGUAGUUCCAAAGCUACCAGCUCUGAUAUCCCUGAGGAUGUGGGCAUAGGUCCUUCAUCUGAAUCCUGUGUAUCAGAUGCUGUACCACCUUCUUGCAAUGUUUACCACUCAGUUUCCAGUAAUACUGUUACAAAAGAGAAGCACUGUGUUUCAGCCAAUGGUGAUAUUCUGUCCAUGUUAGAUUGCUUUGGCCAAGAAAGUGCUUUCCUUAUCAAUGGCAAAGACCAAAAUAAGGAACCUGAUAACCUGAUUCCUUCAGGAAAUAUAGGCACUGCUCAGAAUACUGAUUCGGCAAAUGCUACUAAAGAGCUUGAUGAUAUUCUCCCUUCUGGGAAUGAGAAUGCUACAGAUCAUCCCAAUAAAAGUGAUUUUUAUAGAGAUUUAGAAGACUUGGGCAACUUGGGUAAAAUUGAAGUUGGAUACAAUUUAUCCAGUUGGCAUGGUUCUUCGUAUACUAUGGACGACAUUUUUGAGCUUGUGGAUCUUGACAAACCGAUGGACUGUGAUGCUUCCUUGUAUAAUGUACCAUCUUCCGAGGUUUAGUUGGCUAUUGCACUUAGCUGGGAAAUAUGGCACCAGAGACCCGAAAUUGAGACAAUUUCUCUGUAUCUGUAUCAGUAUCACUAUUUUCUUUUAUGGGAAUUUCUCAGACUCGAUUUCCCCAUGAUAUUUAUAUGUUAUUACAUUCAUAAUAAUAAGGGAACUACUCCUUGUCUU